AUGGAGGAAACCCAUGGAACAAUAUAUAGCGUUCAUCUUGGUUCCACGAAGAUGUAUCACGACAUCAAGGGAAUGUACUGGUGGAGUGGAAUGAAGAAAGACAUUGCGGAAUUUGUGGCUAAAUGUCCGACUUACUUCAGAGGUAGGUGGGACACCUAUCUACCUUUAGUCGAAUUUGCUUACAACAACAACUAUCUUUCGAGCAUCGAGAUGGCUCCGUACGAAGCACUAUAUGGGCGUAAGUGUCGAUCCCCUAUUUGUCGGGAUGAAGUCGGAGAAAGAAAGCUAGCUGGAGCAGAGAUUAUCCAAAUUACUUCUGAGAAAGUACCGUUGAUUAAGCAACGUCUGAACACAGCAUUCAGUCGACAGAAGAGCUACGCGGAUCCCAAGAGAAAAGAUAUCGAGUUUCAAAUCGAAGAUUACGUUUUUCUCAAGUUCAAUACGACAAUUGCGAACAAAGAAGAUUCUGAUGGUGAAAGUUUUUUGGAGAAGUCAGUCUAUAGAAGAAUACACGUGGGAAACCGAGGAGGAUAUGAAGCAGAAAUUUUUGUACUUAUUUAUUCAAGAUUAGGAUGUUAUUUGGAUGUUGGAUAA
This is a messenger RNA of Mercurialis annua (annual mercury), 594 nucleotides long. RefSeq lists its product as uncharacterized. NCBI's taxonomy places the organism in Eukaryota, Viridiplantae, Streptophyta, Magnoliopsida, Malpighiales, Euphorbiaceae. The coding region runs from base 1 to 594 and encodes 197 amino acids. The transcript is spliced from 4 exons. The record is from RefSeq and is a predicted model, not a curated record.